This is a messenger RNA of Phytophthora sojae, 330 nucleotides long. RefSeq lists its product as hypothetical. Gene Ontology annotation, molecular function: actin filament binding. Gene Ontology annotation, biological process: actin filament depolymerization. NCBI's taxonomy places the organism in Eukaryota, Oomycota, Peronosporomycetes, Peronosporales, Peronosporaceae. The annotation marks the transcript as partial. Gene Ontology annotation, cellular component: actin cytoskeleton; cytoplasm. The record is from RefSeq and is a predicted model, not a curated record. The transcript has a single exon.
GCCAACGCCAUCGCGCCCACGGACGCCGUGGUGGCCGAGUUCAAGCAGCUCAAGAUGCGGCGCAAGUACCGCUACGUGCUGUUCCGCAUCGAGGCCGACAAGGUGGUCGUCGACGCCACGGCGCCGCCCUCGGCCUCGUUCGCGGACUUCAACGCCGCGCUUCCCGACUCGGACUGCCGCUACGCCGUGUACGACCACGAGUUCCUGACGCCCGACGGGCGCAAGUCCAGCAAGCUCUUCUUCGUCACGUGGAUCCCGCAGAACUCGCACCCGGGCUUCAAGAUGGCCUACACGCAUGCCAAGAGCGCCGUCCAGAGCGUGUGCGACGGC